AUGGCUCGCGGUACUAUCCCCCGAUGUAGACAGUACGUAUCCGCGCUGGACCUCGGCGGAGAGACAACGGCGAGGACGAGCCAAUGGCAGCCGGAGCGCUGUAACGGAAGCGCACGCAGUUGCACCAAGGCGGAAAUAUGGAGGGCGCUGUUACGCUGCGAAACAGCCGAACGAACGCCUGCCACCCUGUUCCCCAGCAGAAAGUCCAGCGGUCCCUCGGAGGGCACUCUGGCCAAUGACCAGCCUUCAUUCCUGCACUGGGGCCGCUCGGUGGCCUGUCACCUGCACUCAACGGGGCCGUGGAAAGCGCAAAGCUCGGUACGAUGUAGGCGGUACCUGGCACAAACUGGAGGCGGAACCUGGACGACUUGGCCUGUCAGGACCUUGCAGCGAUUUCUCAACCUCUCUCGCAAUCAUUUUUCCCGCAAAAGCUUUAGUUCGCACUGCUCCCCCCAGUCCAACUUUCGACCUCGACUCCAUCAUCCUCUCCUCUCCUCUCUUCCUCCUUUCCCCCUCGUAGCCACACUCGUGCAUCUCUUUGCUCCUCCUCCCUCCUAUCGUUAG
Messenger RNA from Colletotrichum paranaense, 564 nucleotides. RefSeq lists its product as uncharacterized. The transcript has a single exon. The coding region runs from base 1 to 564 and encodes 187 amino acids. The record is from RefSeq and is a predicted model, not a curated record. NCBI's taxonomy places the organism in Eukaryota, Fungi, Ascomycota, Sordariomycetes, Glomerellales, Glomerellaceae.